UAUGUGGCUCUGUUAAUUUAUUUCAAUCCCCAAAAUUUCUCCAAUUGCUCGCCGGAAAAAAUGCACUCCGACGAUCAUAUUCCCAUCCAAAACAACACCAAUGGCCGGCAGCGAUUCGAGCGGCACCAUACGGCCCGUUACUACUUCCACCGGGUUCAAGAUAGCCUCACCACUAGGAUCUCCAAGCUAGUAUGUGCCAUAUUUCUUACACUGCUACUCAUUGUGGCCAUAAUUACCUUCAUUCUGUGGCUAAGUUUACGCCCGCACCGGCCCAGGUUCCACGUCCAUGACUUUUCGAUCCCGGGCCUGUCCCAACCAAGCGGGUUCGGAAAUGCUCAAGUAAUCUUCAAUGUCACGGCCCGUAACCCGAACCAGAACGUUGGAUUCUACUAUGAUGUGAUGCUGGUGGCCCUGUACUAUCAGGGCCAAAACAUUGGUGGGGCAACCUUGUUGUUUCCAUUUACUCAGGGGCCGAAAAAUACUACGGUGCUCUACGGCGUACUGAUCAACGGGGCCACAUUGACCGUGAACAACCAGCGUUGGAUGCAAUUUCAGGCCGAUCUUGGAAAAGGGGCGGUGGUUUUUCGGUUUGAUGUAACGUCCACCAUCCGAUUUAAGAUUUCCACGUGGUAUAGCCGGCGCCACAAGAUGCACGCCAAUUGUGAGGUCGGGGUGGGCCGGGACGGUUCGAUCCUGGCCAGUUACAGGGAGAAGCGAUGCCCAGAAUAUUUUACCUGAUCAUGAUUGGUAAACAUUAUUCAGUUUGUGUAUCCAUUGUACGAUUUUUGUUAUGCAAUUCGGGUUUGGAAUAUUUGUUUUGUAAAAUCAGUUUCCUAGGCCAUAAUGACCUUACUGCCUCUCUCAUCUCUUCUAAAUUCGAGCAAAUGAAUCCC
Molecule: messenger RNA, 893 nt
Organism: Rhododendron vialii
Lineage: Eukaryota; Viridiplantae; Streptophyta; Magnoliopsida; Ericales; Ericaceae
Product: NDR1/HIN1-like protein 26
Exons: 1
Coding region: 61-738 (225 amino acids)
Biological process (GO): defense response to other organism
Source: RefSeq, a predicted model, not a curated record